Messenger RNA from Ichthyophthirius multifiliis, 2806 nucleotides. RefSeq lists its product as hypothetical. The record is from RefSeq and is a predicted model, not a curated record. The transcript is spliced from 4 exons. Lineage: Eukaryota; Ciliophora; Oligohymenophorea; Hymenostomatida. Gene Ontology annotation, cellular component: cytosol; mitochondrion. Gene Ontology annotation, biological process: citrate metabolic process; tricarboxylic acid cycle. Gene Ontology annotation, molecular function: 4 iron, 4 sulfur cluster binding; aconitate hydratase activity.
AUGUAUAAAUUCGGUAAUAAACUAACAUUUAAUUUUUCAUCCCAAAAGAAUCCUUUCUAAAAAACAUUUAAAAAUCUAAAAGUAGACGGAAAAAGUUACAAUUUCUAUAGUCUUCCUGAUUUAAACGAUUCUCGUGUAGAAAAACUUCCUUAUUCAAUAAGAGUAUUACUAGAGAGUGCUGUAAGAAAUUGCGAUGAAUUCAAUGUAAAAGCCUAAGAUGUUGAAAAUAUAUUAUCUUGGUAAAAAAAUGCUUAAAAAUAAAUAGAAAUUCCUUUUAAACCUGCUCGUGUAAUUCUCCAAGAUUUCACAGGAGUUCCUGCUGUUGUCGAUUUGGCUGCCAUGAGAGACGCUAUGGUGCGUUUAGGUGGAGAUCCCAAUAAGAUAAAUCCUUUGUGUCCCGUAGAUUUGGUUAUUGAUCAUUCAGUUUAGGCUGAUGUGUAUAAAGAUAAGCAGGCCUAUGAGAAAAACGAGGAGAUCGAAUUUUAGAGAAACUAUGAAAGAUUCGAAUUCUUGAAAUGGGGACAAAAAGCAUUAAACAAUUUUUAGAUUGUACCCCCUGGAAGUGGUAUUGUACAUUAAGUUAAUUUAGAAUAUUUAGCUAGAGUAGUGUUUUAGAAUGAAUAGAACGUACUAUAUCCUGAUUCUCUUGUAGGUACAGAUUCACAUACUACUAUGAUUAAUGGUCUAGGAGUCUUAGGUUGGGGAGUAGGAGGUAUUGAAGCCGAAGCAGUGAUGCUUGGAUAGUGUAUUUCGAUGGUUUUACCUGAAGUAGUGGGCUUUAGAUUACAUGGAAAACUUAAAUAAAAUGUAACUGCUACUGAUUUGGUCCUUACAUGUACUUAAAUGUUAAGAAAAAGAGGUGUCGUAGGUAAAUUUGUGGAAUUCUUUGGACCUGGUUUAGAUAAUUUGACAUUAGCAGAUAGAGCUACUGUGGCUAAUAUGGCACCUGAGUAUGGUGCUACUAUGGGUUAUUUUCCUAUUGAUAGUUAGUCAGUUUCUUAUAUGAAAUUAACAGGUAGAGAUGAUCAUAAAAUUAAAACUAUAGAAAAUUAUUUGAGAGAAUAGUAACUUUUUAGAACUAAUGAAACUAAAGAACCUGUUUAUACUGGAGAUGUACUCGACUUAGACUUAGGAAGUGUAGAACCAUGUAUUUCAGGACCAAAAAGACCACAAGAUAGGGUAACUGUGAAAGACUAAAAGACUGAAUUUUAAUAAAUUCUAACUAAUAAAGUUGGGUUUAAAGGAUAUGGAUUGAAUAGCGAUUAAGUUAAAAAAAGUCAUAGUUUUACAUAUUAAGGGUAAAAUUAUACUCUUUAAAAUGGAUCUAUUGUCGUCGCAGCCAUUACUUCUUGUACUAAUACUUCUAAUCCAGAUUCUAUGAUUGCUGCUGGUUUAUUAGCUAAAAAUGCUGUGGAGAAAGGAUUAAAUGUAAAACCUUAUAUUAAGACAACUUUAAGUCCUGGUUCAGGUGUUGUAACUAAAUAUUUUAAUGAAAGUGGUGUUUAGAGUUAUUUAGAGAAAUUAGGAUUUAAUACUACAGGUUAUGGAUGUAUGACUUGUAUAGGAAAUACUGGUGAAUUAGAACCCGAAGUAGAUUAAGCAAUUAAAUAAUCAGAUAUAGUUGCCGCUGCAGUACUUUCAGGAAAUAGAAAUUUUGAAGGAAGAGUUCAUCCUUUAACUAGAGCCAAUUAUUUGGCUUCUCCAGCUUUAGUUGUAGCUUACGCUUUAGCCGGAAGAGUUGAUAUUGACUUCGAAACUGAACCAAUAGGAAAAGAUAAAUAGGGAAAAAAUGUAUUUUUAAGAGAUAUAUGGCCAAAUAGAGAAACCACAUAAAAUAUAGUAAAUUCUAGUCUAAAAACAGAAAUGUUCAAAGAAGUAUAUAAUAAAAUAUCAUAAGGGACUCCAAGAUGGAAUGCUUUGAAAGCCUCAGACUCAAAAGUUUAUGACUGGAAAGAAUAAUCUACUUACAUUCAUAAUCCUCCAUUUUUUGCCUAAACUGAAUUGAACCCUAAACCUGUUUAAAAUAUCAAAAAUGCUUAUUGUUUAUUGAAUUUAGGAGAUUCUAUUACAACCGAUCAUAUAUCCCCAGCUGGAAAUAUUGCUAAAAAUUCACCAGCAGCAAGAUAUUUAAAUGAAAGAGGAAUAUAAUAGAAAGACUUUAACACUUAUGGCGCAAGAAGAGGAAACGAUGAAAUUAUGGCAAGAGGAACAUUCGCUAAUGUAAGACUUAUUAACAAAAUGAUAGAUAAAGUAGGACCAGAAACAAUACAUAUACCUUCAGGAGAAAAAAUGGCAGUUUUUGAUGCAGCAAAUAGAUAUUAAAAAGAAAAACAUUAACUUAUAGUGUUAGCUGGAUAAGAAUAUGGAUCUGGUUCAUCUAGAGAUUGGGCAGCUAAAGGACCUUAUCUUUAAGGAAUUAAAGCUGUUAUUGCUUAAAGUUAUGAGAGAAUUCAUAGAUCUAAUUUAGUUGGUAUGGGUAUUUUACCUUGCGAGUUUUUAAAUUGUUAAAAUGCAGAUAGUUUAGGUUUGACUGGAAAGGAAAAGUUUAGUAUUGAUUUAAAAAAUGGAAAUUUAAAAGUUAAUGAAGUUUUAAAUGUUAUAACCGAUAAUGGAAAGACUUUUUAGGUUAAGGCAAGACUUGAUACAGAUGUUGAAGUUGCAUAUUAUUAAAAUGGAGGUAUUCUAUAGUAUGUUUUAAGAAAACUAGUUAAAGGAGAAGUUUCUUCUUGAUUUUAUUUAAUGAUUGUUUAGAAUUUUUUUUUUAUUGUUAAAUUUUUUCUUAUUAUCUUUAUUUAGAAUUUAAUUU